Zea mays is the source of this 1204-nucleotide messenger RNA. RefSeq names its product expansin-B3. The transcript has 4 exons. The record is from RefSeq and is a predicted model, not a curated record. NCBI's taxonomy places the organism in Eukaryota, Viridiplantae, Streptophyta, Magnoliopsida, Poales, Poaceae. Gene Ontology annotation, biological process: sexual reproduction. The coding region runs from base 171 to 974 and encodes 267 amino acids. Gene Ontology annotation, cellular component: extracellular region.
GGGCGCAAGCGCAACGGCCGUUGAUGGCGACCGCGGCGGGCGCGCUCGCUGCCAUCCUUGGAGAUUCGUUUCCGGUCUAUAAAUACCCGGGCAAGGUGGUCUUUCCAGAUCAUCGAAACACACACAACUCCUCUUGUCGGCCAAAGUAGCUCUACUAGCAGCUAGCAACUAUGGCGUCCUCCUCCUUCUCCAAGGUGCUCGCACUUGGUGCGCUCAUCUUCUCCCUCCUUGUCACGUAUGGCUCGUGCGCUAGACCGGCCAACUUCACCGCCUCCGACUUCACCGCCGAUCCCAACUGGGAGGCUGCCAGAGCCACCUGGUACGGCGCGCCCACCGGCGCUGGCCCUGACGACGACGGUGGUGCCUGCGGGUUCAAGAACGUGAACCUGCCGCCCUUCUCCGCGAUGACGUCGUGCGGCAACCAGCCCCUGUUCAAAGACGGCAAGGGAUGCGGCUCCUGCUACCAGAUACGGUGCCAGAACCACCCUGCCUGCUCCGGCAACCCAGAGACGGUGAUCAUCACUGACAUGAACUACUACCCGGUCGCCAAGUACCACUUCGACCUCAGCGGCACGGCUUUUGGCGCCAUGGCCAAGCCCGGACGCAACGACGAGCUCCGCCACGCCGGCAUCAUUGACAUCCAGUUCAAGAGAGUGCCCUGCAACUACCCCGGGCAGAAGGUGACGUUCCACGUCGAGGAGGGCUCCAACGCCGUCUACUUGGCGGUGCUGGUCGAGUUCGAGGACGGCGACGGCGACGUGGUGCGGGUGGACCUCAUGGAGGCCAACUCCGGCUACUGGACGCCGAUGCGCGAGUCCUGGGGAUCCAUCUGGAGGCUGGACGCCAACCAUAGGCUGCAGGCGCCCUUCUCGCUGCGCAUCACCAACGAGUCCGGCAGGACGCUGGUGGCCAAUCGGGUCAUCCCGGCCAACUGGGCGCCCAACACCUAUUACCGCUCCAUCAUUCAAUAUUAAGCUCUGCUACUGCGCUCUGAUUCCCUGUCCAUUGCCUUAUUCGUUGGAACUGUAUGUAAUUGUAUCUUCUCGGUGCAUAUGAUUGCGGCGUGCCUCAACUAGGUAGUCAGUGAGACGGACGUCAAGGUUGACAUAGUAGGAGAUGCAUUCCCGCUCAUUUUGUCAAUGUAUGAAUCAGUGUGACCAAGGCUAUAUAUAAAUUAUAAGCAGCUUCUCAAUGGCAUUCAGUA